GAGAGAGAGUGUUUUCUUACUUCCGACGAAGCGAUGUUGUUAAACCCUAACAAUGGCGGAAUCGACGAAAAGAAGAAGAAGAAAGCGAAGGUGGUUGUGAUAAUGGGUCCAACAGGAUCUGGGAAAUCGAAGCUAGCCGUUGACUUGGCGUCUCAAUUUCCGGUGGAGAUCAUUAACGCCGACGCAAUGCAGAUCUACAGUGGCCUCGACGUUCUCACCAAUAAAGUCACCAUCAACGAGCAGAAAGGAGUGCCUCAUCAUCUACUAGGCACGGUGAGUCCAGAUAUGGAGUUCACUGCUAAGGAUUUUCGAGACUUCACCAUUCCUCUUAUUGAGGAGAUUCUUUCUCGCAAUCACAUUCCAGUUCUUGUUGGAGGAACAAACUAUUAUAUACAGGCUGUUGUGAGUAAGUUUCUUCUUGAUGAUUCAGCUGAAGAUAUCGAGGAGUGCUGUUCAAAUGUCGUCGCUUCAGUGGCUAAUGAAGCGUUGGAUGUUGUGUCUAUCUCUGGGAGAAAUGAUUUUAGUGAUGGCUAUGAACUUCUUAAAGAGCUUGAUCCUGUGGCAGCAAACAGAAUUCACCCUAACAAUCACAGAAAAAUUAAUCAAUACCUGAGCUUGCAUGCUAGUAAAGGAGUUCUUCCGAGCAAGCUAUAUCAGGGAAAGACUGCAGAGAACUGGGGAUGCAUCGAUGCCUCUCGUUUCGAUUACUGUUUUUUAUGUAUGGACGCUGAAACCUCGGUACUGGAUAGAUAUGUUGGAGAAAGAGUAGAUUCCAUGGUAGAUGCUGGACUACUUGAUGAAGUAUAUGACAUCUACAAACCAGGAGCUGACUAUACGAGAGGUAUAAGGCAGUCCAUAGGUGUCAGAGAGUUUGAAGAUUUCCUGAGUAUGUAUCUCUCUAACAGAGGUGCUGGUCAGUUAACGAGCUCAAGCGAGGAUGAUAAGGUUAUGAAGGAGAAUCUGAGGAAGAUUCUGGAUUUUCCAGAAGAUGAUAAGUUGAGGAUUAUGUUAGAUGAAGCAAUUGAUAGGGUGAAGUUAAAUACAAGAAGGCUCCUUCGUCGUCAAAAAAGGAGAAUCAAUCGGCUACAAAUGAUCUUCGGCUGGAAUAUUCAUCACAUUGAUGCAACAGAGUGCUUACUAAGCAAAUCUGAAGAGUCAUGGGAUGCGCAAGUGGUUAAACCUGCGUCAGAGAUUUUGAGGUGUUUCUUGAAGACAGAAACUGAAUUGGGUCAUGAUUCAAAGUCAAUUGAAAGAGAUCUAUGGAGUCAAUAUGUUUGUGAGGCUUGUGGAAACAAGGUACUAAGAGGAAGACACGAGUGGGAGCAACACAGACAAGGCCGUGCACAUCGUAAGAGAACCACUCGACUCAAAAAGGCUGAAACUUUGAAAAGCAGAGAGACGCAACAACAAGAAGAAGACGAAGUGGGGAUUGGCAUUGCAGAGAGACAUCAUGAAAACUGAAAAAGGUUAGGACCCAUUGAAAAAGAAGGCCCAUCAAGUAAAACUCUAUUUUUUGUUUUGUUUUGUUUUUUUGUUGCACUUGCUAAAUUGAAUUAUCUCGUUUCUGAAAGGAUGUAUUUGAUAGAAUACUUUACUCAA
This is a messenger RNA of Eutrema salsugineum, 1599 nucleotides long. Its product is annotated as tRNA dimethylallyltransferase 2. Gene Ontology annotation, biological process: tRNA modification. The transcript has 10 exons. The record is from RefSeq and is a predicted model, not a curated record. Gene Ontology annotation, cellular component: mitochondrion. The coding region runs from base 34 to 1461 and encodes 475 amino acids. Gene Ontology annotation, molecular function: tRNA dimethylallyltransferase activity. NCBI's taxonomy places the organism in Eukaryota, Viridiplantae, Streptophyta, Magnoliopsida, Brassicales, Brassicaceae.